AUGUUUGCAGUAGCUGUUCAUGCUGGCGCGGGUUUCCACUCUCCUUCGAAAGAACGCUCAUACAAGGAUGUGUGUAUGAAUGCUUGUGCUGCAGCUGCACGCAUUCUUAAUGAUCCAUCGGUCGAGUUCGCUGCCCUCAAUGCUGCUACUGCCGCAAUUUCAGUUUUAGAGGAUAGUCCCCUUACAAAUGCUGGGUUUGGGAGUUGCUUAAACUUUGACGGACAUGUCGAAUGCGAUGCUGGACUUAUGUGCGGCAAAAGCCUUUUGUUUACAUCGGUUGGAAGUGUCUCUUGUGUAAAGAAUCCAAUACAAAUCCCAAAACACUUAAUUCUACAGCAUCUUACGGGACCUGUAUCUCCUAUCGGUCGUGUUAAGCCCUUGAGUCUUUGUGGGGAUGGAGCAAGGCGCUGGGCUUCAGAAGUUGCUGGUAUUCAGAUUCUUCCAGACCAUUGCCUCAUAUCACAUGCGGCAAAAAAUAGGUGGCGGAGGUACCGUGGACUUGUAGAUGAGCGUGAUCGUAGUGUUGCAUCUUCUAUUGAUGAAAUAUCGCACUUCAAGAAACCUAGACAUGGCGACAAACUAGAUACUGUUGGUGCAGUUUGUCUAGACACUUCCGGUAAUAUAUGUGCGGCUUCCUCGAGUGGUGGAAUUCCUUUAAAGCUGAAGGGUCGUCUCGGACAAGCCUGUGUUUAUGGUUGUGGUUCCUGGGCAGAGGUCACUCCUGCUGUUUCAGUUGGCUGUGUCACAUCUGGAACCGGUGAACAACUCAUAAAAACUCAACUCGCGCAACGAGUGGCUUCAAAGAUUCUUAAACGAACCGAUGGUUCUCUCCCAAAUAUCGUAAAUGCGUCUUUUCAGGAGGACUUCCUUGAUUCACGAUUCUUAUCUAAUGAAACUACCAGCAAACUUGGCGGUAUCGUGGGUAUAGGCAAUACUGGCGACGCACGAGACCCCUUAUCGUCUUCGGUUGUCGAAUUCUUUUUCAAGCAUUCUACGGAGUCUUUGGCCUACGGCUUUUAUAUCAGUAAUCAAAUGACAAAGCCAUUAGUUGCUGUAUCACGAAAAUCACGUACUCUCCCAACAGGAUCAGACUACUAUGCUUUCACUUGCAAAUAA
Molecule: messenger RNA, 1116 nt
Organism: Echinococcus granulosus
Lineage: Eukaryota; Metazoa; Platyhelminthes; Cestoda; Cyclophyllidea; Taeniidae
Product: Threonine aspartase
Exons: 1
Coding region: 1-1116 (371 amino acids)
Biological process (GO): protein maturation
Molecular function (GO): threonine-type endopeptidase activity
Source: RefSeq, a predicted model, not a curated record